AUGCAGGGAGCUUUGUGCAUCAAACCAACCAUUCUUCCACUUUCUUCUCCAAAGCUCACUCUUCUUCUUCCUCAAACCAUCUCCACCACCAAACCCUCAAGACUCUCUUCUCUCAGAUUCAGACCAAACUCAUCAUCUCCUUCAACCUCUGAUCCACUCACCGUAGACUACAACGACUCUCCCCUCUCUGUUUUCCCAGCUGAAGCAUGUGAAGUAAUCAGCGGUUACGCCUGUUCUGCUGACAUUUAUCCUGAAGUCAAGCUUGAAACAAAGCCCGUCUCACCUCCCGUGGCUUCAGAGCCUGUUGACCGAGAAUACCUAGAGUAUAACAACCCCAAAACAGUUUUCCCCGCUGAGGCUUGUGAUGAUCUUGGAGGAGAGUUCUGUGAACCUGACUAUCAAAAAGAUGUUUACUAG
Molecule: messenger RNA, 417 nt
Organism: Brassica rapa (field mustard)
Lineage: Eukaryota; Viridiplantae; Streptophyta; Magnoliopsida; Brassicales; Brassicaceae
Product: light-regulated protein-like
Cellular component (GO): chloroplast
Source: RefSeq, marked provisional